AUGACUCAGAUGGGCUUCAGGCCCAGCUGCUCAGUUCAUCUUCUGAGAAUAGAUGGUAAGGACAGGACAAAUGUCCUGAUGCAUGUUUCCUCUGUUCUUGCACCUUCAGGGUCUAGAGAGAACGUCAUUACCAACAGCAGGCAGGUUCGCCUUGCCACAGGCAUCUUCCCUGUUGUCAGCCUCCUGAACCACUCCUGCAGCCCCAACACUAGUGUGUCCUUCACUAGCACUGUCGCCACCAUCCGGGCAACACAGCAGAUCAGAAAAGGACAAGAGAUUGUGCACUGCUAUGGGCCUCAUGAGAGCCGGAUGGGUGUUGCUGAGAGACAGAAGAAGCUGAGUUCUCAGUACUUCUUUGACUGCAUCUGUCCAGCUUGUCACACUGAGACGCUCAGAGCAGCUGCAGAGCCCAAGUGGGAAGCCUUCUGUUGUAACACAUGCAGAGCGCUCAUGCAGGUAAAUCUCUACUCUUCCCAGAGGUUAGUGCUCCAGCUCAAAGGAGUCACCAGGAGAAACCUGGGACAUUUAUAGACAGCACUAUUAUCA
Messenger RNA from Cricetulus griseus (Chinese hamster), 546 nucleotides. NCBI's taxonomy places the organism in Eukaryota, Metazoa, Chordata, Mammalia, Rodentia, Cricetidae. The record is from RefSeq and is a predicted model, not a curated record.